AACCACACACGGAGGGCGGCCAGCGUCGGACAACCACCACGACAGAAUUAUUCGAAGAAUAAAAAUUAUUGUUUACAGAGUAAUGAUGAGGAAAGGAGUAUGUGAUGCAACCUCAUGCUGGUUUUGUCUCCCGUCAAAGAGUGUUGCUGCAGAUCGAGUUGAGGUCGAAACCAACUACCGGGCACGUUCCAUUUCUGUCGCUUGGAGCGUUUCCGGGGCAUGGUCCGUGAUGUUGUCCGUGCGGCUUGAAGAGGGGAGUUUAGAUAAGGUGUAUAUCCUUCAUGCUUCUCUACGAUUCUGAUAUCCUGAUAUUCUCAUCCAGAGUCCCUGGGUAUACGCUCUUGGUUUUGUUGUAUCUGCUGGUACUACCUGGUACAUUCCUGUGGUCUGCCAAGCUGACUCCAUCCCACGCAAAACAUCAUCAUUUAGAGUACAACAGCAAGGUGGAUUACCUCAGAGGCAUGAUGACUAUCAUAUGAAUCACCCAUUCCUCAAGGACUGCAUAGACUGCAUAGAACUAUUAGAAGGUAUUAAAGGGGCUACCGGAGCACAAAGGAACUCUUGACAGUCGUCACAUUUAAUUUAAUGAUCCCAGCGGCGGCACGUCGAAAAACGAAGAAAAGAAAUUAUUAUUAUCACUUCAUGGUCUCUCAUCUGGGAUGUUCCCCUGAAAUGAUCCUGGUUCAGCUUUGAUUAAUCAAUAAAUCCUAUUUGAGAAAAAGCAUGGAACAGCACCAGGAUUCCUUCACCCCGCGCCGAGCAUUCUCUGGGUUCGGCAAUAUAUGAUGCAGUGUUCGUCGAGAUGAGCAUAGAAAAUCAUUUCUACUAUCUAUUGUAGUAUAUGUAUUUUGUCUAUGAUCUAGACGGCUAUUACGAUAAGGUGGUUCUAUAAAUGUGAUGCAUUUCCUUGUGC
Molecule: messenger RNA, 913 nt
Organism: Aspergillus wentii DTO 134E9
Lineage: Eukaryota; Fungi; Ascomycota; Eurotiomycetes; Eurotiales; Aspergillaceae
Exons: 1
Coding region: 282-479 (65 amino acids)
Source: RefSeq, a predicted model, not a curated record